Messenger RNA from Linum trigynum, 4467 nucleotides. The record is from the annotation of a GenBank genome assembly. NCBI's taxonomy places the organism in Eukaryota, Viridiplantae, Streptophyta, Magnoliopsida, Malpighiales, Linaceae.
UCCCACAUGUGCUAGGACCUGAAAUUAUCAACAAUAGCACAACCUAGCGUAAAAUAUGUCAAGGGACGAUGAAAUGCAAAGUCAAAUUAUUAAGAAUUCAAGGGUAAAAUGUGUACAAUUAGACCUGUAUCAAUCAUUUUAUUAAAAUGUUUGUGGCACUAAGUUGAACACAACAGACUAUCAAUCAGUUGUCUCCCAACAUAGUCAUACACUCUCAAAUUCUCUCAUUUGUGCAAAAACAAGGAGAUGAAUGAAUGCCAUUCUUUUUUAUGUCGCUGCUCAAUUUUGUGAAUCUUUUAGGGUUAGAAUCCUUCUAUUUUGGAGGAUUAAUUAACCACAUUUUAGAAGGAUAAUUAUUAUUCUUAUUAACAUACAAUAUUUCACAAGAAUAAUUAUAUCCUUUUUUAUUUUAGAUAAUUUAUCAGAACAAAUUGUCUCCAAAAACAUAACUAUUCACAUCAUCAAUAAUCCCUCAUCCAGUCAUUUGAAUAGUUUCUAACAUUUACCGAGCAUCAACAUAUAGUAAAAGACCAAGCAUAAACUUGCACCACAACCGGAUCCAGCAAAAGAUUCAGUCACUAUUUGGUUAGGGUUGGACUCAAGGUUGUUAAACCCCUAUCGAACCCCCCGGUUGGACCCGGUUCAACCCGAGUCGGGCUUCAAAACGGCCUCCAGAAAACCCCCCGGUCUGACCCCUAAACAGGGAGAAGAAGAGAGGCAGAAGAGAGGAAAAGGAACGAAGGAAGGGAAAUGGUAGGUGGAUCAUGGAGGUUAGGUAGAUUUAUUUUGUUGAAAAUAAGUUUUUAAUAGAUAUAUGUAAGAUAAAUUUUAUUUCACUCAUUAAAUUUUUAAUUACUACUUUAUUUGUAUAUAUAUUUAGAAAACGUCUAAAACGGCUCAAACCGGCCGGACCCCGAUCAGACCAUUAAACCUCAAACCCCUUGCUUGACCGGCUCAAUGACUUAAACCGGUUUGACAACCUUGGUUGGACUAGAAGUCCCAUCAAAUUUUUGGAUUUCUGAUCCAAACAAAAUGAAUGAAAAUUGAAGUUUGGUGGCAGAGAUGUGAAGCGUGCUGCCUGCCUGCCUGCUUGUUUUACUGUGUUUUGUGCUUCUUUUAGUUGACUACUCUGAAAAGAUUCUCCUCUUCCUCCCACUUUCUGGAAAAGGCAGGCAACGGCAAAUCCUGUCCUUUCACCAAGGUUCGGUCAACUUUGUAUUGUUCGCGAAAAAUGAUGAGCUCAUUAGUCGGCCCGUACCGGAAAGUUGUGCAACUUAUUCGGGUAAGUCCAUGGGCGGAGCUCGGCCCAUAUUUGAUUACAGGCUGGGGCGCUGGGCGCAUUCAGCGAUGUAGGAGCCCAGUUCGGGAUUUUCUUAAACCGAGAAAGAAUAUGCGGAGCCGAAGAAGAGAACGCGCGCGAGAAGCAGCACACGAUGAUGUUGAUUGGGCGGUGGAGGCAGCCCUGCUGCAACGCCUCGUUUCUAUGUUCUCUGGGGAAUUUCGUCGAACACCUUCCGCUUCCAACUUCCCUAUCAGUUCGUCCGACCAGAAUCCAGGGGAAAUCUGUUUAUGCUGUCGGAAUUCGCAGCUCUUCCUACUUCGAAGCGUUGAAUUCCCGCCAACAGGACCAGAUUAGACUCUAUGUCGAUACUCUUCACCAGUGGAACCAGAAGAUGAAUCUCACUGCGGUCACGAGCGUCGAUGAAGUCAUGGAGAGGCAUGUGGAGGACUCGCUUGCCCUGAUUCCUCCGAUAAACCACUCCUACUCUUCAAACUGCAGUGGUUCAGUUGACAGCCUGAGUGUCGUUGAUGUUGGCACAGGCCCCGGGCUUCCAGGGUUGAUUCUAGCAGCCGCUUGUCCAGGCUGGAAAGUAACACUUAUGGAAUCCAUGAAAAAGCGCUGCGAUUUCUUGGAGCAUGCAGUAGACAUCACUGGGUUAUCCAAUGUUCAAGUGGUGAGGGGUAGAGCUGAGAACUUAGGGCAGGAUGUUUCCUUCAGAGAACAGUUUGAUGUUGCGGUGGCUAGAGCAGUUGCUGAAAUGAGAAUUCUAGUGGAGUACUGCCUGCCUCUGGUUCGUGUUGGUGGGCUGUUUGUUGCGGCGAAGGGUCACAAUCCAGAAGAGGAGGUUAAAAGUGCAGAAAGAUCAAUGCAACUGAUGGGUGGCUCUUUGCUGCAACUGCACCCAGUGAAAUCGCAUAGCCCACAUGGACAGAGGACUGCUAUCAUAUGCUUAAAGGGUCGCCACACCCCAAAGAAGUACCCACAUGAGCCAGGUACACCAGCAAAGUCACCAGUUUGAUAUCCAUUCAUAUCCUUGUAUGACCUUCACACAUCUUCUAAAAAUUAAAGAUGAACAAUUGUAGGUUGUAUUCUCACGUCUCAUCGUUGGGUUCCAGUGAGGAAAAAUUGUAUUGCAAUCAUUUUCCAUGCUGACUUGUGAUAGCAUUAGUUAUAUUUAUUUUUGACAUAUAAUUCAUUAGUGAAUGUGAUCUUGAAAUUCUUGCAACUUAGCUAGUUGAAUAUAUAAGGAACUAGAACUCUAGUAACUCAAUGAUCCUAAUGCUCCAUUAUGCAAAGGACUUGUAGUUUAAGGAUCUUCAGUGUGAAUUGUGAAGCCAUCUGUUGUUGCUGAUACCUUCUUCUCGGUUCCUUCUUCUCCUUCUUCUAUAACCCGAGCUCGGAGAAGGAGCCACAUACUAAGUAGCUACUGCAUAAAGGCUUUCUAGGGGUUGUAUUACGUGAAGCAAAUUAGGUACUGAUAGUGAAUCAUUUUCAUCUGUGCUUGUCUUUGCUGAAAGUCUAGCUUCCCCGAUAAGGUCAAGAUCACAUGUUUAGUUACUGAAACCCAGCUCCAGCACUGUUUUCCCAGCACUCUUUCUUUCCUGUUAGUUUUAUUCUUGGACUUAAAAUCUUUUUUUUAGUUCAUCCAUGAAUGCUUUAUGCUUACACUUUUAAAGUUGAAAAGUAUUGUCCUGGUUGCUGCCUUCAUUUACCUACUUGCUUUUAUUUAAUCUAGACCAAGGAAUUGCUUGCCUGCCUUUCUGUUUGGUACUUAAGCUGCAUGUGAGACAGGAGCCCCAGAAUUGCAGGGGGGUUAGAAUUGUAUAUAGGAGCCUAAACAGGAAGAUAAUGUUGUUUUCUCACUGAUAUUUCACCAAGUGGCCAGGUUUCAUUUUGUCAAGAUUCCUUACAUAACCUGAUAGUGAAAGGGUUUUGUUUUGAAGCCUUGGUAAGUAGAUUGAGUAGGUUAGAAUCGUAGUGUUAGUAUUGGCAUGGAAAGAGGAACUUUACCUAACUCUCCUCCUAAUAGGGUUUCUUUUGUUUAUUCGAAUCAGUAACCUCAUUGGUAACCAUUGUUCUUUGUUUAUUAAGCCUAGCAUAGAUCCUUUACUACAUAUCUCUCCCAAAAGGACCCAAUGUUUGGGACCAUGUUCUCCAUUUCCUUGUUAUGGCAUGACUUUCUGAUCUGUAUCAGUGUGCCCCAAUUAUUUUAUUUCCCCCUGCCAGCGAUAGAUGGAGAAUGCUUUUUUCCAUUUGCCAUUUGGUGUCUAAAGGCCAAAGUAUAGCUUGCUCCAUAUUUGUUUUGCUUUGAUUGCUCACUUUACAACAGAAAGGUGGCCGGUUUUGCGGUACAGUUGAGCUUUCAGGUAACCCUACUUGAACCACAAUAAUAUCUCAUUGAAAUAUUCUAAUAUAGAUUUCAUGCAACAAAUUAAAUUUUUUCUGUUUAUAUAAUCGUAAUUCCUACGGCUACUUUUUGUAUGAAGCCCCGACAGUUGCCAGUUUUUACUUGGCCGUGGCGGAGCUAGAAUUGUGAAUGAUGGGUUGAUUUAAAUUGUUGUAAUUGGAGGUUAAAGGAUUAGGGCUAUUAUAAUCUUUUGAUUUUUAUAUAUAUGUGAUUUUACAUAUAUUUUAAAUUGAAAAGGGGCUACAAACACCUAGCUCCGCCAAUAUUACACGGUGGUGUGAGUAGGGGUGUACUACAGUCCGGUUUGGACUGAACCAAAUGAAUGAAACCCGCGGUUUAACAGUGUAAAAUAGAAGAUCUCCUAGGAUCAAGGACGGAAGCAAUAGUGUAUUCAGUCUGGUCCAAUUUUCUUCAAUAUUUAUACAAUUUUUGGAGAUCAAGGAAUGAUCACAUUGUAUUCUAUUCGGUAUAGUCUUAUUCAAGCCUAAGUUUAAUUCGAUGCACGGUACGGACCAAUCACACUACUAGUAGCCCAGUAGUGAGCAAGUUGGGGGGUAAAGUUUGUGCGAAGCUUCCACGGCGCUCCCUGCUCUCCACGUCCGGACAAAGGCCGCAAGUAAACCCACUGAAAUGAUUUGGUGGGCAUAGACUGGCAUUUUCAGCAACCAAAUUAUGUUGUUGUCUAAUGAGGCGUUUGAGGUCCCUUUCCUCCACAUACGUUUUCUUGUGUAAGCCUAUCUUUUUUUGUCAUUUGUGAGAAUAUACUGUUCUUAAGUCC